Vanessa tameamea is the source of this 5063-nucleotide messenger RNA. RefSeq names its product kinase suppressor of Ras 2 (gene ksr). Gene Ontology annotation, molecular function: ATP binding; protein kinase activity. NCBI's taxonomy places the organism in Eukaryota, Metazoa, Arthropoda, Insecta, Lepidoptera, Nymphalidae. Bases 163 to 2685 code for a protein of 840 amino acids. The transcript is spliced from 18 exons. The record is from RefSeq and is a predicted model, not a curated record. Gene Ontology annotation, cellular component: cytoplasm. Gene Ontology annotation, biological process: protein phosphorylation; Ras protein signal transduction.
ACCAUAGACAAGAAUAUAGAUUUUCUUCGGACAUGGCCGCUGUAUCGGCAAUACAACACCUGCAAUGUUUUGUAUAUUCAUAUUCAUUUUUUAUAAUGAAUAAAGAGUUUUUUACUUAUAAGUAGUGAUUAGUGGAUCGUGUAUAGUGCUGUGAUAUUUGUAAUGGAUGCAGAGAACGAGAUCGAAAAAAAGAGAAUCCGUGAUGCAAUUCAGAUGAUAGAGACGAUUCAGUCGAUGAUCGACGUUUCAGCGGACAGGCUCGAGGGGUUGAGGACACAAUGCUCAACCAGCGCAGAGCUGACGCAGCAGGAAAUCCGGACCCUGGAGGGUAAACUUGUAAAGCAUUUUUCGAGACAACUUGUAAUAAAAGCUCAGUUUGUGGAAGAAAUUCAGAGAGAACUAGGACAUGUCCCUAGUCUGAGGCAGUGGCUGCGCGUUGUGGGGCUCAGUAUUGAUGCUAUAGAGGCUGUAUUAUCCCGAGUGUCAUCACUGGAAACCCUGCGCGAAAGAACGGAACAUGAACUGCGUGCGAUGCUGUGCGGAGCACGCGAUGAGGAGGUGCGACGACUGUGCAGAGCAAUGCAGAGGCUAAGAAGUUACACAGAGGCUUUAGCUCGUGGAGAUGGGGCUGUGGAGCUGCCGCUGUACUGGGACUCGUGGGAGCGACACGGACGUGGCUCGCCUCGCGCGAGGGACGAACGUAAUUCCAACCAUAAAAAAGGAGGAAAAUCUCCAACAACACCUAUAAACAAACGUAAGCAGAAUGUCCACCUGCCCGCCCCAGCUGCUCUCACCAAGUCCCGGUCGCACGAGUCACAGCUCUCUGUCAAGCCAGAUACAUCAGAUCUUAGUGACAACAGCCAGUCGUCCGCAGUUGGCACGAUGGAAGGCAGUCCGCCCGCCUCCCCGCGCGACCCCGACCCCGAUCCCCCGCACGGAUACUAUAAUACGAACGCCACGUCGUGCUCGCCGCGCACGCCGACGGUGAGCGGCUGCAUGGCGCACGACAUCGCGCACCGCUUCACCAAGACCUUCAACAUGAUCGCCACCUGCGACUAUUGCGACAAGCAGAUGCUCUUCGGAUCUGGACUCAAGUGCAAGGAGUGCAAGUUCAAGUGCCACCGAGAUUGUGAAAGUAAAGUUCCUCCAUCGUGCGGAUUGCCCCCAGAAUUUGUCACGGCCUUCAAAGAAAAAUUUCAUAAAGAUGUCAGAGGGGCGCAAAAAAAAAUCCCCGCGUCCCGCGGGUCGAGUAUAGUCGCUCUAAUGACGCGUGGUCGCGCGUGCGCAGGCGGCCUGUACCUGCCGGCGGCCGGCGCCGCGCGCGCCGCGCUGCUGCCGUCGCUCACGCCGCACCGCCGCCGCCCGCCGCCCGCGCCGCACCACGCCGCCGGGCCCGACUCGUCGUCCAACACGUCGUCGUGCAACAGCUCCACGCCGUCGUCGCCCGCGCUGGCCGCGCCCGCCACGCCGCAGCCGCACGCGCACGCCCCGCACAACGCGCACCACGCGCACCACCCGCACCACCAGCAGCACCAGCACGCCGCCAAGCAGCAGUUCCACUUCCCGGAAGUGAAACCGCCAGUGUCCAGUCCGAACCACUCGUCCCAUGUUCAGUCGCCUGCGCGGUCUAUGGCCGACCACAAAGAAGAGCUCACCUCCAGCAUCAAAAGCGAGGGCUCGGGUCGCGUGUCGCUGAGCGGGUCGGGCUCCACCGACAGCGGGCGGCACGACUCCGCGCACGACGCGCGCUGGCCGCGGCAGAACAGCCUGACGAUGAAGGAGUGGGACAUCCCGUACGACGAGCUGAAGCUGUUCGAGAAGAUCGGCACGGGUCGGUUCGGCACCGUGUACCGCGGCAGCUGGCACGGCGCGGUGGCCGUCAAGCUGCUGCACGUCAACGCGCUCAGCGACCACUCCGUGCCCCUCGACACCUUCAAGCACGAGGUGGCAACGUUCCGUAAAACUCGUCAUGAGAAUUUAGUGUUGUUCAUGGGCGCUUGUAUGAAGCCGCCGCGACUGGCGAUCGUGACGUCACUCUGCAAGGGCAUGACGCUGUACACGCACAUCCACCUGCGGAAGGACAAGUUCACCGCCAAUAAAAGCGUUAUUGUAGCGCAGCAAAUCUCACAGGGCAUGGGGUAUCUCCAUGCUAGAGGCAUCAUUCACAAGGACCUGAAGACGAAGAAUAUAUUUCUAGAAAAUGGGAAAGUGGUCAUCACCGACUUUGGACUCUUCAGUGUCACCAAAUUAUGCUUUGGCAACAAACGCAGCGCGCGCGGCGACAGCCUGGGCAUCCCGCCGGGCUGGCUGUGCUACCUCGCGCCCGAGCUGGUGCGCGCGCUGCGCCCGCACGCCUCGCUGCACCUGCCCUUCUCCAAGACCACCGACGUCUACGCCUUCGGAACCGUAUGGUACGAGUUGCUCUGCGGGGAGUACCCGUUCAAGGGACAACCACCGGAGGCCAUCAUCUGGCAGGUCGGCAAGGGCGUGAAGCAAUCGCUAGCUAAUAUGCAAGCGUCCAGAGACAUUAAGGACAUUCUAAUGCUGUGCUGGUCCUACCGAUCUACCGAGCGGCCAGACUUUCCGCACUUACUGUCAACGCUAGAAAAGCUCCCCCGAAAGCGACUGGCGCGCUCUCCCUCGCACCCUGUACACUUGUCUCGCUCUGCGGACUCAGUAUUCUGAGAAAGGCUAGUCGGCGCACUGUGCGUGCGGCCUUAAAAUGAUCUGUUGCCUCUUAAAUAGCGCCUUCUCGCUCACACAUGAUUCAUCCGUCUCGUUCAUAUUUUGUUACGAGACACCGAUGACAUAACGAGUUCGCACCUACAAGAGAAGCCACACGCUCUCCAAUACUCCGAGUCGACUAAUUUGCGGAGUUUUGUGAUUAUUUUUCUUACUAAAGCGUUUUAAAAUUAAUACCUCAUACAUCUAUCCAUAAAAUAUUGCAAUGUGCAUUAUACAAUAUCAUUAUAAGUCCAAUAUUAUCGAUACUAUGAAUUAUAUUACGAAAGAGCAUAAAGUCCGAUAUUGUUAUCUCAUUCUAACAACAAAAAACCGUCUCGAUCGAAUUUCAUAUAAAUAAGUCACUAAAUCAAUUUGUAAUAUAAUAAAACAAAGUAUUUCUUAACAGCAGGGGCUCAAGUAAGUAAACGACAGUUCUAAUUGAGUCGAGAUUUAAAAUGCGGUCAAUAACAUAUGGUUUAUUUAAUUUAAUAAAAGUUUGGAUUGAUGCAAUUCUAAAUUAUAGUUUAUAUUACGAUCUUUCUACUGUAAAUUAUAUGUUAUCUGUUUUAUAAUUUUUAAAAAUCGGAAUACUCUGUUGUUUACAAUAUCUGGUGAUAAAAAAUCUCAUAAGGCAGAACGAAUCAUUCAAAUGAUGUCGUGAUCGAUGAAAAAUGAAAUGUCACUUGAUGAAAGUAAUUUUAACUAUAUAAUUAUCGCACCGAUUAAUAUCAAAACAACUGCCUUAUAUAGACUAAAGCAAACGUGUAAUUUGAUGAACUAGUUUUUUAAAUUCUUAUUAAUUAUGGUUAUAUAUCGAAGGACAAUCAGUGUUGCCAUGAUCAUGGUAACUCGUGGUAACACUCGCAUUCGUAAUUAAAAUUUGAUGAUUUUAUAAAUCCUAGUUAAAUUAGUGAAUUGAAAUAAUUAAACGAUAAUAUUACUAAAUAUUUUUGUCUGCAGAUAAGCGAUGUAUUAAUGCCGAUGUAUAUAUUUAUACUUUGUCGAAGACUUGGUAUUCGAUACAUGUGAUGAAUAAAGAGAACCGCUUUAAAACUACUGUAGAAUAUAGAGACAAAACUACGUCUACACUUGGCAGCUUUACAUUCUACUAUAUAUCCAUAGAGUUCGUCAAUAUUAUGAAUAUUUAAAACAUUAAAAUCACCAAAUUGUUAUACUGUUACUGUUAGUGCAAAUGGUCUCGUGCAUUUUAAAACUGCAGAAAGACUCGCGUUACGUUUUUAGUAAUGAAUUUAAUGCUAAUAUCAGUGUUACUAUAUUUUUUCCUCCAUGUAAUUUUGAAGUAGAAAAAUGUAUGUUAGCACUACUAAUCUAUAUAUUAUGUAUAAGUCAAUGAUCUGAUAAAUAUGAUAUGAACGCACACCCUGAACAUUCAUGGACUUAAAAUUUAUACGAUUAUAGAUAGUUCCGUUACAUAAUGUUGAGGUGUCCUUAAUUAAGAAAACAUUUUGCAAUUUUUAUAUUUGAAGGGGAAUAUGAUCUAGAGGGAAUUUAAAAGGUUUAAUGCCAACAUGUAAGGAUUCAAGCAAUCCAAAUUAAGUUAUUCUUAUUAGUACACUAAGAAAAAUAAAUGGUAAUACGUUUAUGGGAUAAGAUUAAUGUAUUGCUUGGAAAACGUCCUAAUAUAUUUAUUUUAAUUUUGCAAAAAAACUAAUACUAAUUAAUUUUUUAUGCUCUUCUGUAAAUUGCAUAUUUUUACAAAUGGCUCUUUGCACUAACGGCAGUAAUAUGUUUUAAUGUUUAUAUAUUUAAAAUAUAUAUAUACUAAUGUUUUAUUUAAAAUACAUUUGAAACAGUUAAUUUUGGUGAACCGAGUAUAGACCAUAAGAUUAACGGCAUAAAAAUAACUUUGUAUAUAUAUAUUGUUGUAUGUAUAUUUAUAUUAUUAUUAUUAAUGAUAAUAAUUUACUUUUUAUUAUUAUAACAAUUAUCAUUACUUUGGCAUACAAUUUAUAUUUGAAAGACAUCUUCAAAGACUUGAAAAAGAUAAACUAGAACAUUCUUAAAGGCUCCGUUGAACAUGGCAUUAAUAAAUGUUUCUCUGCCAGUCCUAUAAUAUGAUAAAAAAGUAUAUAAUCUUCAUAUAUUGUUAUUUACUUUUCCAAAUAUUUCUUAUUAUAACAAAGCGCCUUUAAAAUAAUAUAUCCUAAAGCUCAAGUGUGAAGGUAGCCAUGAAGUAUUGAUCUCUUGAUUUAACGAUAGAUUAUAUUUUCGUAUUUAAACGUGAAAGUUGACUGUUUAUUAAAAAAAAAAAAACUGUAAAUAUUGUAUAGUGUUACUGGUUUUGAUGUAGUGACUGCGUAUCAGAAUCGACUUUUAAC